Messenger RNA from Eriocheir sinensis (Chinese mitten crab), 2455 nucleotides. RefSeq names its product protein bric-a-brac 1-like. Lineage: Eukaryota; Metazoa; Arthropoda; Malacostraca; Decapoda; Varunidae. The transcript has 8 exons. Gene Ontology annotation, cellular component: nucleus. The coding region runs from base 179 to 1531 and encodes 450 amino acids. The record is from RefSeq and is a predicted model, not a curated record. Gene Ontology annotation, biological process: regulation of transcription by RNA polymerase II. Gene Ontology annotation, molecular function: protein binding.
AUAAAAGAAAGUCAGAAGGAGAAGGCGUGGGCGUAAAGAGCGUGGGAGUAGGCGUGGAAAGGGCGUGGGAAGGGCGUGUCUGGCAGGACUGGGAGGAGUGUCAAGUCUGCCCUGUAAACAAAGUGUGCAGUGUGCCCAGCCUACCCCUGCCACCGGUCCACAAGAGCCAGGGAACACAAUGGGGGGUAGCGACAUGCAGUUCUGCCUGCGAUGGAACAACUUUGGCACCACGAUGACGGCCGCCCUGCACACGCUACACGAGGGUGGCGACUUUGUAGACGUCACAUUGGCAGCUGAUGGGAUGCAGCUCAAGGCACACAAGCUCAUCCUGUCUGCCUGUAGCCCUUACUUCAGAGACAUACUAAAGAACAACCCCUGUCCCCACCCGGUGAUCAUCCUCCGAGAGGUGCCCAUAGAAGACCUGGAAGCAGUUCUUGCCUUCAUGUAUGAAGGUCAAGUUAACGUGUCCCAGACUCGCCUCCACACCUUCAUGAAGCUGGCCGAGGCCCUGCAGGUGCGCGGCCUCACCGACACACAGAAUGCCCGAGCAAGGAUAGAAAAGGAAAUGUUCCAGGACUUGCUGCCGGGCUCUGAGGUGGCACAUUCUAAUCCAGUGGUAGCUGCGGCAGCAGCAGCAGUCGCUGCAGCAGUCAGCAGCGCAAAUGAAAUAACUGUACCAAUAGUUUCACACACCACAGCACAGUCUCCGUCGACCAGAUCACGGGCCCAUGAGUCUCCACCCCCUCCAGCCAAGCGCAGGAGGUCCUCACCCAACCGGGAGAGGAGGUCUACAGUUCCCGAGGAGGACCACACUCUUGAGGAUCAGGGAGACAAUAAGAGAGAUAUUCGUAACUUAUUGGAGGUGAAGUUAGAACCUGACGAAUACCCUGAGGAUGAGCUGGAGCAGGAGCUAGAGCCACCGCCACCCCCCCCUGAGGUGAGCUUCAUGGAGCAGCAGCCGGAUGUGAGCCUCAAGAACCUUGGAGUGGCCACCACCUCGGUCAAUGUGCCCUCAGCCUUCCUCUCCCACCAAGGCUCUGAGAAGGCCAGCCAUCACAUCAUUCCCAGAAGGAAUUCCCAUGAAAAAACAUCCGCUGCUGCUAACCUUCAACCAGAGUUUCCACAAGACCCCUCUUGUCAAAACCUGCCGUAUCCCUGUCCAUUCUGCGAGAAGGCAUAUACUUCCUGGGGCUUCAGGAGGCGCCACAUCAAGGGCUACCACACCUCCUCCCCCGAGCUGCCUUGCAAGUGGUGCUUCACUAUCCUGCCCUCGCACCAGGACUGGGCAGAGCAUGUCACCAGGCGACACAACCUGGCAGUGGGGGACGCCCGCAAUGGCCUGCUGAUCCUGGAGGAGGCCCACAUGGUGCUGCAGAUCGCCCAGCCCACCCGCAUCGACUCUCUCAUGGAACUCAUCAAAAACAAGAAGGACAAGGACAAGGACGAGGAUGACCCGGCCAAGAAGGACAGUAGUGAGGGCAAGGAGGCAGAACAGAGCCAGAGUAAAGAUGCUGGGGAGGGGAGCAAGUGAGACUUGCUGGAAUGAUUCCACUUCUAUAUUUUUCCAUUCAGGGAUAACACAUCCACAUUAGAACUUUGUAUUAUAAAAUAUUUAACAAUAUGUGUGUGUAAGGAGUGUGUGUAUGUGUAUAUGUGUGUGAAGGAGAUAAGUCACCAUCUUUUUAGGAAGCGGCUUCAGGAGUGCCUUCAGGUGCAGAUAUAUUGCCAUACAGACAUGUGAUAUUAUACUUCAUGUUGGUUUGUCUCCCUAAUUGGAUGGACUGAGAAAGUGUGCAGUGGAGUGAUAAAAAGUGUGUGAAAGGAAAAAGUGAGUUACCUCAUUUACUUUUUAUAAUACAAAGCUUCUGAGUAAGAAGCUGCUGUUUAAAUGAUUUUUUUCUUUCUUUUCUGAAAACUUCCAUUACUCCCUCCCAGUGAUGUUUAUUUAGUUUGGUUUAACAGAUGCAUUAUAAUGUUUUGAUUAUAACUUCCUACCCUUUACCAACAAAGCUAAAUAACUGUAUAGUGAAGUUAUAUUUUUAGAAACUAAUAAGAAAGAUUCCUUAAUAUUUUGGUGUGUGUGGCGCGGCCUCACGGAACCAGUGUGCAGAGCGUGUGUGUGCCGCCCCUGUGCUGCGUCUGGCCAGUGAUGUGAUGUGGCAACUUUACCGUCAGAGUUCUCUUGUUUAGGGUCCCCUUUUGCCUUCCAUUUUGGGAAAAAAUGCCUUACUGAAGUGUCCUCUGAGGGAAAUUUUUUAUAUUGACAUCACAGUAACUAAUAUGAAUGGUAAUGCACAAAGUAAUAAUAGUGUAAUUGUAUUUAUUCUGAAAUCAGUAUAGGGCCUCAUGUCUAAAGUUAAUUUAACUUUUGCCAAUACCUAACAAAAAAUGUAUUUUUAUACUGAGUUAGUGGCAAAUAAAUAUUUUUUUGUUCAAUAUAUAACACAAAAUACUA